UUGUCAUUUGUUAGAGAUAUCGCCAAAUUCCAACUAGUAAUACAUCGAAUAUGGAAGACAUUACUAUCUACGACACACCCCAAGGAUUAACAUUUAACAUCGAAUGUCUUUCCAUAUCAAAUUUUGAAGGAAAAGAGCUUGAAGAAUAUGGCGGAAAGAUUAUUUUGCCACUGACAAUAUUAAUACAAUACGAUGAAUUUGAUAUAGAAUAUCCUAUUCUUCUUAAACUUUCUUGCAAUAAAUCGGAAGAAGUAAAUCAAUGCUAUACUCAUUGCGGAGUUUUAGAAUUUUCGGAAAAUAUAAAAUUUAUGUAUAUUCCUUUUUGGAUGAUGAGAAAAUUAAAUGCAGAAAAUGGCGAUAUAAUUUCAGCAACGUUAGUAAAGUUACCAACUGCAAAAUAUGUAAAAUUUCUUCCUUUGACCAAAGAAUUCUUCCAUAUUUCUGAUUUCAAGAAAGUGCUUGAAACAACAUUAUUGAAAUAUAAUUGUUUAACAAUGGGAGAUAAUAUUGUAAUUUAUUAUCAAGGCAAAGAAUAUGAGAUAUGUGUGAAAGCUACUGAACCAAUGAAUUCAGUUUGUACAAUUGAUUGCAAUUUAAAUGUUGAUAUCGACUUUCCAGUUGAUUAUUGUAAAACAGAUUCCGAUUCGAUAGAAGAGAAACAGUUUACUAAUUUAAUCGAAAAUGAUUCCAGAGGGAUACCUGAUUUCGAUUAUGAAAUUGGAACGUUGAAAUUUAUUCGCUCACAUCAACCAAGCGAUGAAGAGUUUCGUACAAACGGAAAAAGGAGAAAUGAAGGAAAAGACGAUUCAAUCAGGAAGAAGUUUAAGGCAUUUUCAGGAAAGGGACAUUCAUUAAAAUGAAUUAAUUGUUUUGAAUAAAGUAUACGUUAUUGCAAGAAUAUUUUACUAUUCACUUUAUUAUUUUUACGGAAAUUUUCAUAAUUAACCAUUUAAUAUCGUGUUAAUGAUUUACAAGUUUUUUAAUUAUUGUGCCUUUAUAAAUGUAUAAACUAUCGAGUUUAUAAUUAAAAUUCUGUAUUUUUGCGAUUAUGUUUAAGAUUUAGUCCUAUAAACGUCUUUUUUUUAAAUAGUUAAGCAUCCCAAAUGAGAAAAAUAGCCUUGAGAAUAUAUUUUCUAUAAAUUAUUAAGCAACAGAGACAACUUUAUUAUUUGUGGAUAUUAACUAUAGCUGAAUAGUCUAUGUUAUUUAUAUCUAUGAAAAAAUAAUAAUCAUAUGGCAUGAAUGAUGAGAAGACGUUAUUCCUUUCAACAAAUUCAAUUUAAUAGCCUUCGAUAAAAAAUUGUCAUCGAUACAUCAACAUUAAGACCUCAUUAUAUCAUUUAUAAGUGAAAAAUAUGCAAUGUUUUAAAAGUUAUCCUACAAAAUAUG
Messenger RNA from Centruroides sculpturatus (bark scorpion), 1389 nucleotides. Its product is annotated as ubiquitin recognition factor in ER-associated degradation protein 1-like. The coding region runs from base 51 to 860 and encodes 269 amino acids. Gene Ontology annotation, molecular function: polyubiquitin modification-dependent protein binding. Gene Ontology annotation, cellular component: VCP-NPL4-UFD1 AAA ATPase complex. Lineage: Eukaryota; Metazoa; Arthropoda; Arachnida; Scorpiones; Buthidae. The transcript has a single exon. The record is from RefSeq and is a predicted model, not a curated record.